Molecule: messenger RNA, 1159 nt
Organism: Salvia splendens (bonfire salvia)
Lineage: Eukaryota; Viridiplantae; Streptophyta; Magnoliopsida; Lamiales; Lamiaceae
Exons: 3
Coding region: 417-971 (184 amino acids)
Source: RefSeq, a predicted model, not a curated record
CUUCGAAUGGACCGCAACACAUUUGGAAAGUUGUGUCGUAUUCUGGCAGGCCGGGGGGGUUACAAAUUGGUAAAUGUCUAGGGAUCGAAGAACAGGUAGCGAUAUUUGUUGGCGUUCUGGCACAUCACACAAAAAACCGGAUUAUAAAAUUUAAUUUUACACGGUCUGGAUCCACGGUAUCCUAUUACGUCAAUAAAGUUUUAGGUGAUGUGCUUAGCCUUCAUGACAUAGUCUUUUCAACGCCUACCCCGGUACCGGAGGACUGCAAUGACGACAGAUGGAAAUGGUUCAAGGGUUGCCUAGGUGCUCUUGAUGGAACACACAUCGACGUCUUGGUGAGCACCAGUGAUAAACCACGGUAUCGCACGCGCAAAGGGUCUAUUGCCACCAACGUGUUAGCUGUGUGCGACCGAGACAUGCAGUGUGUGUAUAUCCUACCUGGAUGGGAGGGGUCCGCGGGGGAUUCUCGUGUGCUAAGGGAUGCGGUGGCCAGACAAAAUGGCUUCAGAGUUCCCCAAGGUUGCUAUUAUUUAUGCGACAAUGCAUACACUAACUGCAACGGCUUCUUAACUCCUUACAAAGGCGUCCGCUAUCAUCUCAAGGAAUGGGGGGUCGGAGAUGCAGCUCCACAAGAUCCCAAAGAACUGUUUAACAUGCGUCACAACAAGGCUAGGAAUGUAAUCGAACGAGCCUUUGUUGUGCUUAAGAUGCGUUGGGGGAUUUUGCGAAGUGCAUCAUUUUACCCAAUUCAAACCCAGAUCAGGCUGAUCAUGGCUUGUUUCUUUCUGCAUAAUUUCAUUCGGCGUGAGAUGAGUACUGAUCCCUUAGAAGACUCCCUUGCAGAAGAUGCUUCUACAAACCUUCAUGAUGACAAUUAUGUCGCACAACAAUACAUUGAUGUUGUGGAACCUUCGCAAGAGUGGACUGCACUGCGUGAUACCAUGGCCCUGAACAUGUGGAACAGUAGAUAGAUUGAAAUUAGUAACUUAGUAAUGCUUGUUAUGAACUUGUGGGAUCUAUGUAAUACUACCAAUCCCAGACUAUUUGUUGUGAUGUUUUUUUCAGCCUGUGUCGUUAUGCACUUGUUUAUGGGGCAAAUACAGUACACAUGUGGCUAUAACUCUAAUUCAUCAUCAAUUGCACAUUCUCUCUUUUCUUA